Oncorhynchus tshawytscha (Chinook salmon) is the source of this 1698-nucleotide messenger RNA. RefSeq lists its product as uncharacterized. The coding region runs from base 321 to 1022 and encodes 233 amino acids. Lineage: Eukaryota; Metazoa; Chordata; Actinopteri; Salmoniformes; Salmonidae. The transcript has 5 exons. The record is from RefSeq and is a predicted model, not a curated record.
AUUACUAGGCUUUCCACCGCAUAGAAAGAAAUCAUUGAGUUUCAGCUCUUUCUCCAAACAUUUCCUCCCUUUCCCAGACCCAGACAAGGGCACACACACAGACCGGCGACCGACCACGCUAUCUAGCCAACCAUUAAGUGUGUGUGUUUUUUUUCUUCUUCUUUGAGUAGAAAGAAUGAAGUAAGGAAAAUAAGUUGGGUAUUUGCGCUCUGUGCCUGUGUUUGAUAACCCAGGAUCCCUUUUAAAAUCAGUUCACUUGACGGUGAAACCUGGAAGUGGAAAGUUUAUAGCUGUGAAUAGUCACAGGACUUGGGGUUGCCAUGGGGUGUUGGUGGUGCUGGCUACUGGUAACCUUGCUAUGGGUUUCCACGAUAACAAACCCAUGCCUUGGCCAGAGUGGUGACAGUGGCGACUGGGGCUCUGGCUUCGACAUCUCCAUGACGACCCUCAGCACCAACAACAACACGUCCUCCUCCCAGGAGCCAGGAGAUUACCCUGCGGGGUCAGAAACAGAGACAAGAGAAUCCUGGGGUAAAAUACUUCCACCUAAGCCAGUGUUCCACUACAACACGGAGCCAGAUGAGUGCUCCGUCCACUUCAGCACCAGUCAGGCUACCGCCAGGCGCCUCCAGGCCCAGAGAGAAGAGUUGGCCUACCUGAAGGCUAUACAGCAUGGAAACCAGGCAGUGGUGGAGAACCUAGUCCAGUACAUAGGAGCAGAGCUGGGGGAGGAGCAGCGCUAUGAGGACGUCAUCGAGGAAAACAUAGUGGGCAUCAGGGAGGAGCAGCAGAGCUGUAACGGUGUAGUCCAGAAGGUGAUGGAGGAUCUGGAGGGACAUCUGGAAGGAGAUGUACUGGAGGCUCUGACUGGGAUACGGAAAAUCAAAGAGGAGUCCCUGGCGUUCGAGGGCCUCUUCCAGGCAGCAGCAGACAUCGCCAUGAGGCUGGAUACCUUGUCUCAGACCCUCCACGCCUCCUUCACCAAACAGCUCAAAGACUCUCUCAAAACUUUACGUCGCUAAGGAGAUUGUCUGGUCUCAGAACUGUUUGUGCGGUCUCUCCAGUUCCUAUGGUCUUUGCUGUGACUCUUUUGUAGCCUGGUCUCAGAUAUGUGUGUGCAAGAGAGCACAAACAGCUAUUGGACCAGGCAACUAAGGCCUAGAUUAAAUCAGAUCAAGUGUAAAGCGGCAAUAGCCGACACCCACAUAGCUGAUGUUUUGGCGGAGGUGCAACUGCGUAGGAGCUUGUCAAAAAUUAGUUGAGCAGCAGCUCAUGUGAUCAUUGUCAUGAAGUUCAGAACAAGAAAGUAUAGGCCAUAUAGGAAUAAUUACACUGAAACUAAAAAAAAUCAUUCAAUUAAGUAAUGAAGAUUUGAUUAGCCUUAUCGAGGUGUAGAUUACAUCUCAAACGCCAGUGUUCGAAAUUUCUCUGAAUGCGACUCCUCUGCAGCCAAUUGCAAUGUCCACUUUAGGUAUAAAUCUGGGAGCCGCUUGUGGAUUUGACAGUUCUAAUGCAUUCCACCUCUGCCGCUGCCAAAACAACCGCUAUGCAGAUGUCUGCUAGCACAGAUCUGAUGGAAUCUAGUCCUAAGUAGAACGCUCUACUCUUCUUCUCUCCCUCCUGCUCUUCUUCCCUCCUUCCUGCUCUUCUUCUCUCCCUUCUACUCUUCUUCUCUCCCUCCUACUCUUCUUCUCUCCC